Messenger RNA from Odocoileus virginianus texanus, 1994 nucleotides. Lineage: Eukaryota; Metazoa; Chordata; Mammalia; Artiodactyla; Cervidae. The record is from RefSeq and is a predicted model, not a curated record.
CACCACCCCCCACUCCACUUUGACAAUAUUUACUUAAGUAUUUCCCCCCACCUCACUCACACACAUGCUCCCCCACACUGGUUCCCUUAAAUAGUUCCAGUAGAAAAUUGUUUUUUCCCCUCAAGAAAGGAAAGAGAAAGUCCAACCGCUACGACAAUACUUUUCAGCCCUACUGAAUGAUCGUAUCCUUUCUGGCUUCGAAACUUUUGUACCUAAAAAUCGAGAGAGGCGCUGCAUUUUUUCAGCUGAAACUGUCAAAACUUGGAGAAGGGGAACCUCGGAGGCAGGCAGGAGAGGAGGAGAAUCCCGAAACUCGAUGGAGGUUGGGAAGAUGCUGUGCCUCGAGGAUUAGUUUAAACAGGGGGCUAUAAAAGAUGUAACAGAUGCAAACUGUAACACAGGGGCCAUUAACCCUUUCUCUGCCGAGUACACUCGGUCCCCACGCCCCGCACCUAUUGUCUCCUGUGCUAGAAGCUUUGCGGAAAACCUGGAAAUUUUGGCCAGAAAUGGUGAGAAGAAAAAGCAUGAAGAAGCCGCGAAGUGUGGGGGAGAAAAAGGUGGAAGCGAAGAAACAGCUCCCGGAGCAAACUGUACAAAACCUCGCCAAGAGUGUCUGGAGGCAGGACCGUUAUUCCUGCGGAGCAGGAGAGAGAGAGACCCUGAAACACGCGCCACCUAUCUUUGUGGGGAGGGAUAAUUGAAGCGCCCUGAGCGUGAGCAUCAUGUGAAAACGUGAUCGCCAAGUUUCUCUCUGGGAAAGGAUCUGGGAUAGAUUAUACCUUGAAGUCUCCGCAAACGCUUUAGUGGAAGAAAUGAAAUUCCACCUCCCUCCCUUCCUCUCUCCCUCCCUCUUGCCUGCCUCCCUCCCUCUCUUCUCCACGCCCCCCCCCCCCCCCCCCCCCCCCCCCCCCGUCAAGCCUUUGGCAUCAUUAUCCUCAUCACUAAAUCCUACAGAGUACAGGGCGGAAAACGGUGCACACCAUUCACAGAACUGGAGAACUCUAAGGGGCGAAAGUUAAAGGGAAAGAUCCCGGUUCCUCAAUCCACAUCGCCUCUUCUUAUACAGAUAUCUCUAAUAACCAGAUUUGAGAUGCACAUUAAGUUGUGUGGAUUUCUCAGCACGGUUUCUGGAACUAAAUUUUUUGCCCUUUCUCGUAUUAUUAUUAUUAUUAUUAUUUUCUUUCAAGAUGCCAGAGCCAGAGGGGGGAAAAUUGCUGCAUGUGAGCUGCAUUUUAGGGCAUGUGUGUUGGGGUGUGUGUAUGUGAUGAAUUUCUGGAUUGGAUCCCAAUACUAAAAAGUGGUUUGGCAUUUUUAAAAAGGGUCUCUAAGUAAAUUAACAUAGAGCGCUGAGUUGACCGAUCUCUGAAUCUCUCUACAUCUCAAGGAGACCUCACUACAAAGUGAGGGAGUGUGUGGAGGGAGGCAGGAGGAAAAGGAGAAAGGCCAUAGAGGAAUUUAGCAGGGAAGGAAGAGCACGAUAUUAAACGGCAUGGGGUCUAAGUUUUGGAGUAUAUAUUUUUUGAUAUUGCAAUUAAAGUAAAAUUAAAAAGAAAAGACUCCACCUUUGCUCUGAAGGGAUUGGUUAUGUAAAUAUGGAAGGGAUUUCCUGGAGAAUACAGCUUUCUACUGUAUGGUUAAUUAAAUAAUCACUCAAAAGCUUCCAACGUGACGCUUCUGUCGUAAUCCAAUCAGGUUACAUAGGUCCUAAACAAGAAAGAUAUUUUCCACAUCUGGAAGUCAGCAAUUUAGCAAGUACUGCACAUUAUUAACCAAUUCAGAGCCUACUUCCCAGGGGAAUUUUUUUUGAAGUUUAAGUGUUCUUAACCAAUGCUCUGCUGUUUUGUUAAUCAAAAAGCUGGUUUACACUGCACAUAAUUGGAACUAAUAUAGAAGUAAAUAAAGACAGCCAAAUUUGAGGAUGCUGAGCACAGGCAUUUAUCGGAAAAGGAAGAAAUCUCUCAGCCUCCAGUGGUUCAGGCUCAAUUUCUUAAAGA